Carassius gibelio (silver crucian carp) is the source of this 2303-nucleotide messenger RNA. RefSeq lists its product as uncharacterized. The record is from RefSeq and is a predicted model, not a curated record. The coding region runs from base 120 to 2303 and encodes 727 amino acids. NCBI's taxonomy places the organism in Eukaryota, Metazoa, Chordata, Actinopteri, Cypriniformes, Cyprinidae. The transcript has 13 exons.
UGUCUGUCUGUAGCUUGCUCUCUCUCUCUCUCUCUCUCUCUCUGUUUAUAUUUCUAUUUGUUGUCUCUGUCCAUCUUUUUUGUAAGUCUUUCUGUCUGUUUUUGUUUCUGCCCAUCACCAUGAGUGAUUCAGAACUCCAAGAACAGUUAAUGGAGCUGGAUAAACUGGUUGAUGAUCAAGAACUCAAUGAUGAGCUCCAAAGUCUUGAUGACUUGAUUGGUGAGCUGCAGGAAGAGAAGGAAGUGGCACCAGUAAAGACACCUGAACCGAGGGUGCGUUGGAGAAAGAGAGACAUUGAUGGAAACAUUGUCUAUGCAAGGCCAAGAUCAAGCAGGAAUCAGUCAAAUAAGGCUGAUCCCAUUCGGAAAUCUGAUCCUCCCAUCAAUGCACCUGCCACUAACUGUGAGGUGACCUUUGCUCCAGAGGCUGUUGAGUCUUUUCUGCAAGAUCUCCAGCACUCACUGAGCAAUACCUCAGAUGAUGAGGCAUCAUCUCUUGAGACCUCAAGAGGUCCUCUCCUAGCUUCCUCAAACUGGAGCACAAGACAAAGUCUCUUUUCAGAGAGAUGGAGGACAGAGAGACCACGUCUGGUGAACACCGCUGCGGCACAUGAAAAUGUAGCAACACGCAUCUGCCAACAGUGUGGGAGCAAUCCAGCUGCUGUCCGCUGCAGUGACUGUCGACCAAAGCCCUUUUUCUGUGCUCAGUGUGAUGUCAGUAUGCACACCAGACAUGUUCUCCAUAACAGAGAUGCCAUGACGGCUGGAUUCUACCAGCCAUUGCCUCCAACAACUUUUGUUGUAGAUAAGGCUCUUUCCCAUUGUGUACGGCUUGUACCUGUGGAGAUCCCUUACAAAAUCUGUGAUUGUUCACGAGAGUCACUAAGGGUCAGUCCAGGGAAGACUGUUGCUGUAAUCACAAUGAAUGGACGAUAUGAUCUAAGCAUGCCUGAGUUGAGUUGUGAGGCAUGCCAAGCCACGUGGGCUGCUGGAGUGGGUGAUCUAAAUCUGAGUGACUACUGGCCUGCAACCCUUCACUUUGCCACUAUUUAUGCCACAGAUGUCUUCUUCUCAUUUGAAGAAAUGAAGAUGGCUGCACCAGGACUGUCCUGCCAAGCAUUUUUGAGAAUGCUCGAUCAGCGAACUGUCCGCUUUGGUCGUUGUGGCAAGAUCUCCAAAGACAGUUUUCAAAAAAGUUUUUUUGAGUGGGAGGCUGUGCGAUACGAGGUGGACAAAAUCUGUAAGGAAGAGCCCUUCAUCUGUCCUGCGUGCAGCCCAGACAUGCUGGCAGUUUCAGUCGAUGGAAACCGCAAGCAUUACCGUUUCAAGAAUGCAGCUAGAUCUGAAGAAAAGGCCAUCUUUGAAGACGUCUUUAUAGCUAAGGAUGAAGAUGUGACAAGAUUUGUGGACUACAUUCACAAGACAUCCAAACAUGUGUUUGUGGAGGGGAGUGGGCGCACAGACAUGGCCAUGCGCUGGAAUCAGCAAAAGAUCUACACUUUGGCCAUCACACUGACCCGCCGAUAUCAGAAGACCACAAAAGCUCUGCAAAACCAGUUGCUAAACCUAGAGUCUUUAAAAGUUGAACUGGCAGUGACAGAGAGCCAGUUGGAAGACUGGCUCAACGAAGUAAAGGAGUGGGCAGAUACAGCAGCAACAACAACCACAAAUGAUGCUGAUGCCUUGGCCAGCAGAACUGAGGUACUUGUGGCGAGUAUCAAGAGACGUUCUCAGCGUCUCUAUAAAGAUACAGAUGGCAACAAAGGUCGUGCCAGGAUCCGCCGCAAAAUCAGGGAGGAGAAGGGGACCCUGACAUCAAUUGUUGAGAAAUACAACAGAAUGGUUCCAAACACAGAAACUCUGUGCUUGGAAACCAUUUUGUCUGACUCUGUUAAUUUUAGGACAAAGAGAAAGGCAUUCGACAUCAUGAUGUCAUUAAGGAGACUUCAGGAGGAGCAGAAGAUUCUUGUUGCAGAGAUGAACAACCAUUGGAGAUAUCUUUCAACUCGUGCUGAUGCCCUCAGAGAACUGUCCUGCUGCUUUGCCAAGGAGACAAUAAAAAUUGAGCCAGUGGAGGAGUCUCUCCCUGGUGUCUCAUACACCCAGCAGAGGGACUCACAGACAGACACUGUAAAACAGGUGGCAGUGCAGGAUACUCUUCAAAGGAUUCCCUUACGUCCACUGCUGAAACUCAUUCUUGAGAGUCCAGGGACAAUGGAGAAGAUGAUGGAGAGGAAAAGAAAGCUAAGUGACUCAAACAAUCUGGAUGACACCACUGUGUUCAAAACCAGUUCUAUUCACUGA